Rhodotorula graminis WP1 is the source of this 3419-nucleotide messenger RNA. RefSeq lists its product as uncharacterized. Lineage: Eukaryota; Fungi; Basidiomycota; Microbotryomycetes; Sporidiobolales; Sporidiobolaceae. Bases 1 to 3417 code for a protein of 1138 amino acids. The record is from RefSeq and is a predicted model, not a curated record. Gene Ontology annotation, cellular component: mitochondrial inner membrane. Gene Ontology annotation, molecular function: metalloendopeptidase activity. The transcript is spliced from 4 exons. Gene Ontology annotation, biological process: protein quality control for misfolded or incompletely synthesized proteins; mitochondrial protein processing.
AUGACGGCCUGCAAGCACCCGGGCGGCCGCCUGGCCCACUUGGCGCAUCUCCUCACUCGCCACUGCCCGCCCCUGGCCUUGCCCGGCCCGGGCCCCGCUCGCGCCCUCGUCGACCUCGUCCUGCACCCACCUCCACCCCGGCCUGCCAUCCGCCCAAGCCCGAUCGCCCGCUCCAUCUUCACCUACACCACCCCGACGCCCGCACCCCGUGCGCCCGACCUCGCCCGCCUCUUUUCGACCUCGACCCGUCCUCUCGGCCGCGUCGUCGACAAUCUCCCGACCGACCCGCACCAUCGCGCCCUCGCCGCUCGCCCACCUCGGCCAGCGCAUGACGACAAGCGCCCACACGGCGACGAGGGUGCGCACGGCGCCGACCCGCACACGGCCAGCUCGAGCGUCCUCGACGCCCUCCUCAAGGCGCGCGCUCGCGGCGCACCCUGGUGGUGGAAGGUCGCGCGUGCCCAGGUCGAGGCCCAGGACCGUCACCGCUCUCGCAACACGCACCGCCCGUCCGCCUGGCAAUGGCGCGCCUCGCCCAUCCAGCACGCCUUCUCGCGCGCCGGACCGAGCGCUGCGAGCACCCACGACUGCCACCACUCGUCGCCCGACCACCACGCCGCCGACCCGACCUCGCCGCUCUGCUUCGCCCACUCGUCGUCCUCCUCGAACGGUCGAGGCGACGGCCGCAGCGGCCACGCACACGGCUACCGCCGCGGCCACGACCCGGCCUCGUGCGCCCAGCCCCUGAGCGGCUGCCGAGCGUCGUCGAGCAGCUGGUCGUGGUGGUACCUCCUCGCCAACGAGCGUCGCCGCCGCGACCCGGCGUGCCAGGCCAGCUACGUCCGCCACGCGUGCCACGAGUGGCACGACUUUGCGGGCAAGGGCCCGUACGGCGCAGCGUACGCGCGCGCGCACGGCAACGACGACGUCGGCGAGGGCGAGGGCGGGUGCGUCGGGCAGCGGCGCGCGCCGAGGUCGUGCAGGAGGGAGUGGGACGUCCUGCGCGGCGCCCAGGUCGGCCAUGCGCGCCGCAGGAGGGGCCUCGCGCUGUCGCACCGCGCGAGAGCGCACGACGGCGGCGGCGGGCGGCGCAGCAGGAGCGAAGGUGCCGGCGCCGGCGCGCACCGCUCGGGCCCGUUCGACUACGAGGCGUUCCGGCGCGCGCACUGGCGGCGGCUCCUCAACUGGGACAGCAGCCGCCUUGGCGACGGCCCACGCGGCGACGGCGCGCUCGGGCGCCACCGCGGGCCGAGGUGGCUGCGCGCCAACGCGCCGCACUACUGGGUCCGGUGCGCGCACCGCUUCCGCACGAGGAAGAACGGCGCCCUGUUCGUCACGUGGCGGGCGUGCGACUCGGACGCGCUGCGGGUCGGCGCGGCGGCGGGCGACGGCGGGCGGCGCGGCAGGUGCGACGCGGGAGCCGUCAGGACGGGGUCCGUGCGGCCGCAGGUCGAGGCGGUCCACGCUCGCCCGCACGCGACACGGGCCACGCCGCCGUCGUCGUCGUCGUUCCUGGGCUCGUCGAUGCUCGGCGCGCCGGCUCGGCUCGCCCUGCGUGCCGGCGCCGCACGCCUCUUCUCGACGUCGCCGAGAUCCUCAAUCUCGUUCCUGCCGCCAUCGCCCACCUCCCUCGCCGGCGUGUGCACCCCUCUCGAGCUCGGGCUUCCCCUCCUCCUCCCCCUCGCGUCCCUCCUCAAGUCGACCGCCGCGCUCAACGUCCUGUCGUUCGUCACCCGCAUCAGCCUCACCCUCCUGCCGCUCUCGGCCCGGAGCCGCAUCCUCCACGCCCUGCGCGAGCGCUACCUGCGCGACCCGACGUCGCUCUCGGCGUCCCUCGUCGGGCGCUGCGCCCUCGAGCACCACGCGCGCACGCUCGCCGCCCCGAGCGGUUUCCUCGCCCGGUGGAACGCCCUCCUCGGCCUGCCCCUCCUCGUCCUCACGCCCCUCGUCCUCCUCGCGCUCGUCGCCCUCGCGAGCCUCGAGCGCACGCCCAUCACGGGCCGGUGGCGCGUCGUCAUGCUCUCGCCCGCCGAGGAGGCCGACCUCGUGCGCAGCGUGCUUGCGCCCACGUCCUCGCCAGGCGCGUCCGCCGUCGGCGCCGGCGUACCCGCACACGCGCAAGCCGCGCCGGUGCCCGAGGGCACGUCGCGCGAUUGGGUCGCGACGCUGCAGCGCGUCCUCGACCUCGCCGACGAGGGCCGCUCGCCGACGACGGGCCGCCGGCGCCUCCUCGGCGGCGACGUCCUCGACCAUCGCGACUGGCGCGUUCGCUGGGCCGAGGCCGUCCUGCGCGCCCUCGAGCAGGGCGCCGCGCCCGGGCUCGCGGCGGGCGACGGCGGCGUGCCCCGCAGGCGAGGCCCGAGCGUCCUCGCGCCGCCGCCGACGAGCUUCCCGCUCGAGCCGCGCGCCGAAGCGCUCGGCGAGGACUCGGCGUCGUGGUCGGACGAGUUCGUCCUCGCCAAGCCGGCGCACGCCCACUCGGCGCACGCGCACGCGCACACGGGCGGGCACGCCCAGGCGCCGCUCCGGCUCGAGUACGACCUGCUCGUCGUCGACCGCCCCGACGCCAACGCGUUCUCGUUCGGGUUCGGGCCCGACGCGCAGAGCGUCGGCUCGGGCCAGGGCCCGGCGUCGGCGGCAGCUGUGCGUCCAAGGCGGGGCGUCAUCGUCGUCUACACGGGCUUCCUGGACGAGAUCCUCGGGCGCUCGACGGCGCCGCCUGCCCUGUCCUCCUCCUCGAGUGCGAGCGUACACGGUUCGGCAUCCUCGACCGUCACCGCGGCCGACCCGCUGCGCGCCCACCUCGCGCCGACGACGCUCCCGACCGACGCCCAGACGCGUCAGCUCGCCGUCCUCCUCGCGCACGAGCUGGCCCACCUCGCCUUGAGCCACACGCUCGAGAGCUACGCGAGCUCGAGCCUGUUGGUGCCGCACCUCGCGAGGCUCACGUCCGACGUCCUGCGUACGUUCCUGUACCCGGUGACGGCGCUCCUCGGGCCCUUCAUCAACGACGCGCUCGGACGUUCGCUCUCCGAGGGCGCCCAAGGCGGGUUCGGCGUCCUCGCCGAGGCCGUCAACUCGUGCGAGAGCCGCAAGCUCGAGAGCGAGGCCGACGUCGUGGCGCUCAGGCUCCUCGCCACCUCGGGCAUCGACCCACACUGCGCCCUCUCGUUCUGGGAGGACCGCGUCGCCCACCCGUCGUCAUUGUCGUCGUCGUCGUCGGCGCCGGCGUCCACCACUCACGCACGCGCCCACGCCCACACGGUCCGCCCGCACUCGACGACCGCGCCCGAGAGCCUCCUGCGCUCGCACCCGGUCGACGAGGAGCGUGUCGAGCGCAUCCGGGUCGAGCUCGCGAGCUGGGAGAGGUGGUGGGCGAGCGCGAGUGCGGCUGGAGCGAGUGCUGCGGUGGCUUAGCC